Molecule: messenger RNA, 1320 nt
Organism: Daphnia pulicaria
Lineage: Eukaryota; Metazoa; Arthropoda; Branchiopoda; Diplostraca; Daphniidae
Product: mRNA-capping enzyme-like
Exons: 6
Coding region: 259-1242 (327 amino acids)
Biological process (GO): 7-methylguanosine mRNA capping
Molecular function (GO): mRNA guanylyltransferase activity; ATP binding
Source: RefSeq, a predicted model, not a curated record
UAUUUACUUAGUAACAUUUGACUUAUUUAUUUUCAACAUUAUCUCAAAAUGAAUCGUGGUGAAUCCAGAAAGCCACGGCGAGUUCCGAGAGACUGGCGUUACCCAGUUAAGUCAUAUGCAGAGCUUACUCUAAGUCAACAAAACCAGCAACCGAGGUUAUCACAGGUUAUCGUAACCAAAGAACCUGACAUCCACUUUCUGGAUGAGGAAACUGUUGAGGGUGUCAGUCUCGUUACAGAUUCUCAACUUGUUCGCUAGAUGCAGGUUCUGCUAGGAAAUUAUGUUGGAGUUCGUGUGUUUGAGCACACAUUCUUCCCAGCCUUGUGGGCCAUUCCAUUAUCCAUGGAAAACAUCCAUCAGGUCCACUCGAAGUCUCAUUUUAUGCGAGAUUUUAUGACGCCUAAGCCAUCCGGACCACGUUUUCUACUUUACAUCGACUCUUCCGGCCAAACUUACUUGGAGAACAUGACUCAAUAUUUCUUCCGCGUGGACACUGAUCGUGCCGUUCAAUUCAUCUCCAUCGAAGGUCGACCAAUUACCGACACUGUGCUCGAUGGCAUCUUUACCAGGGAAAAGGAUGCUGAAAAUAAUGCUGGAAAACUGACGUUUGUCAUCUGCGAUGCUGUCCGAUGCAACGGUCAAGACAUCACGAAAAUGAACGUUUUCCAACGCAUCGCUUUUGUCAAAGAAAAUGUGAUGGAGCCGAGAUUGGAUGCGGUGGAGCACCAAACGAUAUCCAUUAAGAACGAGGUGUUUAAUUUGGAUAUAGUGGACUGCCUGGACUGUAAUUCAGCUGAUUUUCUGGAUACAGAAUUCGAAAAUGGAUUUAAAUAUCCACUUCGUUCUUUAGUCUUCUUCCCAAGAAACCAGGAAUACGUCGGUGGGACGUGUAAACAUGUUUUACAGUGGACAGAAAAUGAGAAUUAUGAUUGUGUCUUUCGUAUCGUUAUUCAGAAAGGGUCAAAUGGGACUGACACUGCCGGAUUGCAGGCGGUUGGUCCGUAUAAUAAAGAAAUUUAUUUUGCCUCAAUCGACAUGACGGAUGUUAUCCAACAACUUGAUCUUCGCAUCGUUGAGUGUCGCUUCGUAAACGGAAAAUGGAUUUUGGUCAGAAUCAGGAACGAUCGCCCGCAUCCCCACAGCAGACGUGCCAUUAUAAACAAAACGAACAUGCUGAAAAAUCCCGUGACGCGGGAAAUUUUGAAGACAAGUUUAGACAAGUCGAAAGGAAAAAUCCAAUAAAUUUUGAUAAAUUCCACACUAUUUGGUCAGCUCUGAAUGUGUCACCCAGAAUCAAAAUCAAAUGCUCCAACCUUUUUC